Messenger RNA from Coccinella septempunctata (seven-spotted ladybird), 845 nucleotides. RefSeq lists its product as uncharacterized. Bases 23 to 391 code for a protein of 122 amino acids. NCBI's taxonomy places the organism in Eukaryota, Metazoa, Arthropoda, Insecta, Coleoptera, Coccinellidae. The record is from RefSeq and is a predicted model, not a curated record. The transcript has 2 exons.
CGAAUUAAAAGUAAAACGUGUCAUGAAAUUUUACUGCGAGUCCUGCUUGAGGGGUGAGUCCGUCGAACUUUUUAAUAAAAUAAUAGAGACUAAAGAUGACCUUAUAGAGAGUAAAAAGGAAAUCAUAAGACUUCUAGAACAGGAACUUAAGAAACUUCGGGAAGAAUUUGAUAACCUGGCUACAACACCUUCAUGCCACCAGUUCACAUAUGCGGAAGCCGUAAAUAAUAGAACAAACCACGGAAAAAAAUCCAUGCCUAACGUUCCUUUCAUUGUAUGCAAACCGAAAAGUAAACAGGAUUGCUCUAGAACAAAGAAGGAUAUAGUGGAUAAAUUGGAUCAGGCAGAAUAUACAUCGGACUCCAAAGAUGUCCUGUUUGGGAGAAUUUGAAGGUGUCAAGAUGUUAUAAAUGUUAUGGAUUCAACCACAAAAUUAGUGACUGUAAAUAUAACGGUCCCACCAAGUGUUCCCAGUGUCCUGAUUCUCAUUACUACAAAGACUGUAAGUCCAAAAAAUUUUCAUGUAUCAACUGUGUAGAAAAUAACAAUAAGUUCAAAACCAGAUAUGAUGUAAAUCACUCUGUACUUGAUAAAGUUUGUCCUUUGUUCGAGAUCCAAAUUAAAAAGCUGCGCGAAAGAACGGACUAUAGAUCUGCAAAUACUAUUGCAUAAUUAUGGAUCAUUAUCUUGAAGAUUUUGAUAUAACAUCUGUUCACAAAUCAAAUAAUGACAUUUUCUCUGGUUUUCAAGAUUUGAAUGAUUUUUUGAGGAUAAAGCGCGAUUUCAAUGUGAAGGUGUUUCAUGUUAAUAUAAGAAGUCUAAAUAAAAAUCUUGACUCCUUAAAA